AUGAGUUUAUAAGAAUAGCUUCUUAAUGUGAUCCAUGGUGUGUUCUCGCCAGAUAAUGCCACCAGAUAAAAGGCAGAGGAGUUACUAGCCUAAUAUAGAGAUUCUUAGCCAAGUGAAUUUGUCACUGCAAUGCUCCAUCUAUGCAGACAUGAAGAAUUAAAAAUCAGAUAGUUUGCUCCAGUGUACUUGAGAAACUCACUCAGUAACUAUUCCCCCAAAAGUCAUAAAAAUGUAUGGAGCCUUCUUGCUCCUGAGACCUAGGAGAUAGUUAAAGUGUCAUUGUUCUAAUUGUUGGAACUCGAAACAAGUUCGAAUGUGAGAAGCCAAUUGUGUGACACAAUAGGAGAACUAGGAGGAUCACUCUUUGAAGAUGAAACCAAAAAUUCUUGGCCCAAUCUCUUAUAAACCUUGUGGUAAUUGUUCUUGUCCCCAAAAAAUGACUUGAUUGAAUGUGGAUUCAAGAUCUUAGCUAAUCUUUUCACCUACGCAAUUGAUCUAUUCAAUAAGCAUUAAGCAGAUCUUCACACUUUGUUCAUCUAAGGUCUUGCUAGUUAAGAUCAAAAGAUUAAAACAGCCACAAUCUAAGCAAUUGGUAAUUAUGUAACAACAUCUGAACCCAAGUAAUACAGAGUAUUCCAAGAUCUCAUCCCCAAUCUAAUGUAAUCAGCAUUGUCUGUCACAAUCGCAGAUCAAUCUUUGGGUGAAGACAUCAUGGAAACCUUCUCUGAAAUCGUAGAUGCCGAGCCAAAAUUCUUUAGAAAGCAAAUCAACGUAUUUUUCAAUGGAAUUGCAGCCAUCUUCAGAGAAUCGUAAAUUGAAUAAGGAUUAAAGAGAAUCGGAACAGAAACCUUGAUAAGUUUAGCUGAGAAAUUCCCAAGAGUCUUUAAACAAGACAAAUAAUACCUCAGUCAAUUGGUAGAGAUGAUCUUCUUCCACAUGAUCCAAAUAAGCUAAACAGUAUCAGAAGAAUGGAUGAAACCAGCUGAAGGAUUCAACGAUGAUAUCCAACAAGACGAAGAUUGUGAAACCACAAGAUUCGGUAUGUCUUCAAUUGAUAGACUGAUCGAAUCUAUUGGUGAUAAGGAGAUGUUACCAGUAUUAAGUCCAAUUGUUAAUUAAUUAUUACAACAUUAAGAUUGGAGAUAUAAAUAUGCUGCCAUUUUGGCAUUAUCAUAAGUUGGUGAAUACAUCGAGGAAGUGGCUGAAGUCAAACCAAUCAUUGAUUUAGUGUCUCCCAUGUUGGGUGACUCAAAUCCUAUGAUUAGAUAUGCAGUUUGUCAUGCCAUUGGUCAAAUAGCUGAUGACAUGAAGCCUAAAUUCUAGGAAAGCUACUUGCAUCUCAUAGUGCCCUAAUUCUUAACCAGAUUGUAAGUUGAAGAUGUUCCAAGAGUCACAUCCCACAUUUUGGCUGCCUUAACCAAUUUUGUCGAAGGAACUGAAAAGGGAAUCGAAUCAUACUUGCAAAACCUCAUCCAAUUGACAAUCCAAUAUUUGAACAAUGGAAUUUCAAUUGUCAAGGAGAAUGCCAUGAGUACUUUGGCUGCUACAGCUGAAUCUAGCAAAUAAUAAUUCCUUCCUUACGUUAAUGAGAUCGUUCCAUUGUUAUUCUAGGUGUUCUUGAAUCAUCAAAACAAGGAAUAUAGAUAAUUGAAGGGAUAGACAAUAGAGACCAUCACCUUGAUAGCCUCAGCUGUUGGUUAAGCCUCAUUUUAACCAUUUUUGGCUGAAACAGUCAGAAUUUUGAUCCAAGUUCAAACAAGUCAAUUGGAAGCCGUUGAUCCUCAAAAAUCAUACGUUCUCUCUGGAUGGUAGAGAUUGGCUUUGGUUUGUCCUCAAUAAAUCGCAGUUUACUUGCCUGAAAUCAUCCCAUCAUUGUUCCAAUUGGUUCAAUAAGUAUUCAAAGUACACACAGGAACUGCUGAUGAAGAAUUCCACACUUAUGAUAAUGAAGAAGCUGAAGUGGCCAUUCAUAUGUUAUCUGUGUUCAUUGAAGAAUUGAAAGAAUCAUUCUUCCCUUACUUUGAUUCAUGCACUCAAUUGAUCGUGCCUCUCUGCAAUUUCAAUACCGACGAAAACAUUAGAAGUGCUGCCUGCAAAUGUUUAGUUAGUCUCAUUGAAAAUGUCAAAGCUACAAACAAUGUUUAACAAUUGGUCAAUGGAGCUAAAUACUUCUUGGGAAUCAUCUUGGAAGCUGCUGAAAAAGAAUUCGAUCCCAUGGUCAUCAUUGAAUAAGUCGAUUGCAUCAAAGAAAUCAUUGACAUCGUUGGACAACCAUUCAUGACAACCGACGAGGUCACUUAACUUUCAGACAAAGUCUUUAAAUUGUUGUUGGAAUCAGACAAGAGAAAGGCUGAGAAUGAGAAGAUGUCUAAGGAAGAAGAUGUUGACGAAGACGAAAAGACUGUCAUCAAAGAGGAAACAGAAACUGAAGAAGAACUCCAUGUUAAAAUUGCUGAAUGCAUUGGAUCCAUCUUCAAGACUCACAAAGAUUAAGUCUAACCAUUAUAUGAAGUCAUUUGCAAUCAAAUCUUACCCAAAGUCUUGGACCCAACCUAAUCUCCAAAAAUGCACCAAUUUGGUAUCUUCCUCAUUGAUGACAUGGUCGAAUAUUUGGGAUACCCAUAUGUCUAAGGCAAACUCAAUGAUUUCGCUCAAGCCCUGACAGUUUAUGCUGUUGAUAAGGUUUGCUUUGUCAGAUAGGCUGCCGUCUAUGGAAUUGGUAUCAUGGCCCUCAACACACCAGAGUAAUUGUACAUCAAUGUUGCUCCCAUGUUAUCCAAAGCCCUUGUCGAUUCCUUAAAGGUCGAAAAGAACCAAGACGACACAGAAAAAUAACAUGGACAUGCCAGAGACAAUUCGAUCGCUGCCUUAGGAAAAAUCAUCAAAUAUCAAUCAAAAUCCUUAGGAGGUGAUCUUGCCUAAGGACUUCAAACUUGGCUACAUUUAUUACCUCUCAAAUAUGAUAAACCAGAAGCUCGUCUUCAACACGAAUAAUUGGCAGACUUUGUCAUUGCAGAUUGCAAUCAAUUGGUAAAUGGAAAACCAGAAAAUGCUUUACAAAUUCUCAAAGUAUUUGCUAAUUCCUACAAGACAAAGAGAUCUAGUGAAGCUAUUGAUACAAAGAUUUCAAGUGCCUUGAAAGUAUUUGAACAAACCCAAGGACAAAAUGUUUAAGCUAUCUUUGGAAUGUUAAGUCAAGAAGAGUAGAAGAAGCUCUUGGAAGUAUCAAAAUGAUCAGUAUUGUGUAUUCUAACUCAUAAAUUAAAAAAUUUAUCAAAAA
Paramecium tetraurelia is the source of this 3280-nucleotide messenger RNA. RefSeq lists its product as uncharacterized. Gene Ontology annotation, biological process: protein import into nucleus. Gene Ontology annotation, molecular function: nuclear import signal receptor activity. The record is from RefSeq and is a predicted model, not a curated record. The transcript has 3 exons. Lineage: Eukaryota; Ciliophora; Oligohymenophorea; Peniculida; Parameciidae. Gene Ontology annotation, cellular component: nucleus; cytoplasm.